Fusarium subglutinans is the source of this 2967-nucleotide messenger RNA. RefSeq names its product DNA ligase 4. The record is from RefSeq and is a predicted model, not a curated record. Gene Ontology annotation, biological process: DNA recombination; double-strand break repair via nonhomologous end joining; nucleotide-excision repair, DNA gap filling. Gene Ontology annotation, cellular component: DNA ligase IV complex. Lineage: Eukaryota; Fungi; Ascomycota; Sordariomycetes; Hypocreales; Nectriaceae. Gene Ontology annotation, molecular function: DNA binding; ATP binding; DNA ligase (ATP) activity. The transcript has 5 exons. Bases 1 to 2967 code for a protein of 988 amino acids.
AUGCCGCUUCCAUUCUCUCUGGUCUGUGAAUUGCUCGAGCAAUCUUUCCCUCUUUCUCUUGAUAAGAAGAGUUGCUCCAACACUGUCACAAAGUGGUUCACUCGCCAUCGCAACUACGUAGAUGCUCACGACACGGACCUCCCGGCGCUGUUAUCCACACUCCUUCCUGAGAAAAGGACCGAUCGAGUUUACUGUAUUCAAACUGCCCGCCUGGAAAGAAUCAUUGGUCGUGCAUAUCUACUUGGCUCGUCAAGGAUCAAAGAGCUAGCUCAGUACCGCCAGCCAGGGUCUGGUGUCGAUUUGGCAGACUGUGUUUUUCGCAUCCUCACUGUCACUCCAAGCCCCAGCUACGAUCAUAAAAACCUUGUUACAGUUGAAGAAAUUGACCAACUUCUUCAUUCUCUCGCGGCCAAAAUAAAAUGGAGCUCCCCCUCGAUUCGUGCCUCACAGGCUAGCCUGACCCCAAGCAACAGGACUGAUCUUGAGAGCCUCUACAGAAGGUUGAGCGCAACAGAGGCAAAAUGGUUCACGCGGCUCAUUUUGAAAAACUACCAGCCGCUCGCUCUAGACCCGCACCUUAUAUAUCGACUGUGCGAUCCUAUUUUGCCCUGCGUUCUGAAGGUACAGGAUGAUUUUGCCACGGCAAUCACUUCCCUUCAAGCAAUACGAGGAAGGCUUCUCCCAAAUUCCGGGCGCAAAACACCACGUGAACAGAUUAUGGGCACAGUCAAACCUCAACUGGGUGUCAAAAUUGGACGACAACCUUGGGUCAAGGGGCGUAGCAUUAAGCAUUGUCUCGAUAUGGGCCAUGGACGCAUGAGUGUGGAGGAAAAGAUUGAUGGCGAAUACUGUCAGAUUCACGUCGAUCCAAGCAAAGGGGAUAAAUGCAUACAGAUAUUCUCGAAAAGCGGCAAAGAUAGCACCGAAGAUAGAGUAGCACUUCACGGAAUCAUACUAGAAUCACUGAAGAUUGGACAGCCCGAUGCCCGAGUCAGGAAAGCGUGCAUAUUGGAAGGGGAAUUGGUUGCAUAUGACGAUUCUGUAGACUCCUUGCCUGGGCCCCAGGAACACCUCAUGAUAAUUUAUUAUGACGUUAUGCUCUUCGAAAAUCAGUCUCUAAUCAAUUUGAGGCAUUCAGAGAGAUUCAAGAUCCUCUCCAACCUCAUCUGUUGCCGCAAUGGAUGGGCGGGCCUCGUUCCACGCCAAGUUAUUGAUUUUGGACAGCCUCUGGGAGCUUCAACUCUUCGUAAGGCUUUUGCCAUGGUUAUCUUGGCUCGGAAAGAAGGCCUUGUUUUGAAACCAGAUGAGCCAUAUUUCGACUUUGCAGACCAGAGACGAAAUUUUUCGAGCUGCUGCAUCAAGCUCAAGAAGGAAUACAUUGGCAAUUUUGGAGAUGUUGGCGACUUUUCGGUUGUUGGUGCCAGAUAUGACCUAACAAAAGCGUUGAGUUACCGAAUUCCAGGGCUCAAAUGGACUCAUUUUUAUAUUGGCUGUCUGGACAACAGACAAGCAGUCAAAAGCUGGGGCGCUAAGCCAGAAUUCACGAUUGUCAAUAUUGUAGAGCUGAACGAGACUAUCCUGAGAGAAGUUGUCACUUAUUCAAACCCGGAGCCCGUUUCUCCCGACGACAAUGGGGUACUGACUCUCAAACUGGCUCCCGGAGUUGAACAAGGGUCACCGCCGGCGUUCAUAUUCACUAGGCCAUUGGUCUUUGAUUUGAAAUGCUUUAGUUUUGACCGAGUGGGAAAUACUGGCUUCUGGAGUCUCAGAUUUCCUUCGGUGACAAAGGUUCACUUUGACCGGGACUUCACUGACACCAUGUCUUUCGAGCAGUUGCAGGCGCUGGCAAAGGAGGCUACGACUGCCGGCAAAUUAGAAGAUAGCCAGGAGAAUCUACAGUGGAUUGCAAAACUCGAAGCAGCUGACCCUCGUGGUAUUGCUGUUGACGCUGUGAGCCAGUUGACAGUGACUACUAUGCCAACGCCGUCGCCUCGCAAAUCAACACAAAAUACCACCUCUACACGGUCUCCAACAUCGCCUUUUGCUACAAAAUCACCGAUUGAAGUCAGCCCUUGCCGCGGCCGCCGUGAAAGAGUUCACGGGGCCCCAUCUUUGAAUUUGCCUUCCAUGACAGCUACAUCAUCUUUGCGAGCUGACCCAUCGUCACGCACGGAAUUGUGCGCCAAACACAAACGUGGCCUACCCUUCACUGGACCAACUUCGCAGCACAAACGUUUGAAGAUUAGCAGUGAAGCAUCGAUAAGCCAAGAAGACUCCCCACACAUUGAUCUUACUUCACAACCACGCGCGCCUCUCGCCGCCCGGGACAACAACCCGCGACCUCAGCGCGCAAUGUCUUCUUGCGCACCAUGUUGUCCUACCUCUCCGGGUGAGAGCUUCUUUAAUGAAUCCAGCAACCCCGAUGGGGUUAACGCUGAAGUCGUACAGUUCACCAUCGACCCAGGCACUGGCGAGCUUCAGACAGAGGCCAAACCUGAGCGCCUGAAAUCGUCAAUAGCUAAAAUAACAACAACAUCAAAAGGACAAUGCGUGUAUGCUGGCGAAGACUGCAUGCUUGCAAAUGCAGUUGUACUUGUUUCGCCAGGCCUUCUCACCAGAAAAGAAGAAGCAAAAAAGCUUCUCGCUCAGCAUGGUGCUGACAACCCUGUCACUGACAUCGACACCUGGCUCAAAGCCGAGCAGGAGGCCAGACAGAACGGGAAAAUCACUACACCUUCAAAGGCCUAUGUUGUGUGCGAUAGCGACAACAAACUUGUGUUCAAGCACCUAGCGGAAAAGUUCAAGGAGCUUCGCAAGGACAAUCUUUUUAACAAAGGCACGCACAUCGAAAUUCACGACUGGCGCUUUUUGUCCUAUCUCACGACACAAGAAGACGAGUCUAUCCAAGAGAAAUACUUUCAUGGGUUCUCUGACUGGCGCAUGCGUUGGAAGCUUCACACUAUCUAG